UAGGAAUAGUGGUAGUCCACGUUUUAAAACUGAUCCACGUUUUGAAACUGAAGAAUCUUUGUUUUAUGUUUUCUUACAUAAAGCUCACUCAAAUUCCAAUUUUACCUUGACUUCAGUCACCUAAAGUCUCUCAUAAACAUCUGCCUUCUACGAUAGUAAACGUUCUUUUGUGAGUUAACGCUAUGUGGCACUGAACAAAUGUAAAACCAAACAAAAAUACCGAUGAUGAUUUAAAACGUGGACAGCAUAGACUAUCUUCUUGUUAUAUAUCAGGAGUGUAAAACUUAAAACUAUGCUAGUAGCCUAGUAGUUACUGAACCAGAUGUGUGAUCUGCACGCAUAGGCAAAGAGUUCUUGUUUAAAACGAGGGGUGGUUCCUACGAGCGUCUUAUUUCAGGACGAUGGGAUGCGUCCAACCGGGCGGAGUUUACGCGACGGUCUUGGAAAAUGUACAAUACGAGUAAUCUGUGUGUAGCACUCAGCAAUCAUCCAAAUUUUAGCUGUAGUCAGAGUGUGUGCUGUGUCCCCCAUUGCAAAAUAGAAUAGAAAUGACCAAAAUUCAUAGAAUUGUAGGGCAUUUGAAAUAAGCAGGGGUUCGUUGAAGAGCUUCAAACAGCCUGAGAUUUUCUUUUUCCAUGCGGUGCGUAGUCAACGCUCCAUAACCGCGUACAAGAGUCAUGUUGGUUGGGUUUGCCAAUAUUUUUAUCAGUGACGGCUCUGAGAUGAAUGAAUACUAAUCUUGAAGUCGCCGUGCCAGCUCAAGAUCACCCGUAGCCUAUUUACACAGUUAAUGGGUCUAGUAGCCUACGUGGAUGAGACAUGGCUAUGCUGGCACGGACUGGUCUUUUUUUGGUCCAUUUAUUAAGCUUUAGCUGCGCGUCCUGGGACUGGGUAAAGCCAAACCAGGUGGAGAGCGAAUCCAUUCAGUUCCAGGGUUCUGCCGCAUAUAAAGCGAAGCAACCUCCACAUAUUAUUUUCAUUCUAACGGAUGACCAGGGAUUUCAUGACAUAGGCUACCAUGAUUCGGACAUCCACACGCCGACACUGGACAAGCUUGCCAAGGAGGGAGUUAAACUGGAGAACUAUUACGUUCAACCUCUAUGUACACCGUCACGCAGUCAGCUGAUCACUGGCAGGUACCAGAUCCACACAGGCCUCCAGCACUCCAUCAUCCGCCCCCGCCAGCCCAACUGCCUGCCCUCGCACAUGGCCACCCUUCCUCAGCGCCUGCAGGAGGCUGGCUAUGCCACCCACAUGGUUGGCAAGUGGCACCUGGGCUUCUAUAAGAAAGACUGUCUGCCCACUCGCCGCGGCUUCCACAGCUACUUCGGCUCGCUGACCGGCAGCGUGGACUACUACACGUACAGCUCUUGCGACGGGAAGGCCCUGUGUGGCUACGACCUCCACGAGGGCGAGUCGGUGGCCUGGGGACAGAAAGGGAAGUACUCCACCCAUCUCUACACACAGAGGGUGCGGAAGAUCCUCGCCACUCACGACCCGUCCAGCCAGCCGCUCUUCCUCUUCGUCUCCCUCCAGGCGGUCCACACGCCCCUGAAGCCUCCUAAAGAGUACAUCUAUCCGUACCGCGGCAUGGGCAAUGUGGCGCGCAGGAAGUACGCCGCGGUGGUGUCCAUCGUAGACGAAGCGGUGCACAACAUCACCUAUGCCCUGAGGAAAUACGGCUAUUACAAAAACAGCGUGCUCAUCUUCUCCACUGACAACGGUGCCCAGCCCUUCACUGGAGGCAGCAACUGGCCCCUGCGUGGCAGGAAAGGUACCUACUGGGAGGGGGGCAUAAGAGGGGUGGGAUUUGUGCACAGCCCUCUGCUGCGACACCGGCGGAGGGUAAGCAAGGCGCUCCUGCAUAUCACAGACUGGUUCCCCACGCUGGUCGGACUUGCCAGGGGGAAUAUAUCUCAGGACCAGGGGCUGGACGGAUACGAUGUCUGGCCUGUGAUCAGCGAGGGAAAAGAGUCUCCGCGGCGGGAGAUCCUGCACAAUAUCGACCCGCUGAACCGCAAGGGCCAGGGAUCCUGGAAGGAAGGCCACCAUGUCUGGGACACGGCUGUGCAGGCAGCCAUCCGAGUGGGAGACUGGAAGCUGCUGACUGGGGACCCCGGCCAUGGUGACUGGGUCCCGCCUCAGGUGCUGACCCACUUCCCAGGUGGCUGGUGGAAUCUAGAGCGAGGCAUCGGACACCAGGCCAAGUCAGUCUGGCUCUACAACAUAACGGGCGACCCGUGCGAACGCCACGACCUGGCCAUGCAGCGGCCUGAUGUGGUGAAGAAGCUCAUGGCACGGUUGGCAUAUCAUAACCACACCUCUGUACCUGUGCAGUACCCACCAGACGACCCACGGGCAAACCCCGACCAGAAUGGUGGGGCCUGGGGUCCUUGGAUUAGGAAUGAUGAAGAUGAGAAAGCCAUCAUCGGGGUCUACUAUAAGAGGGGCAAAAACCGCAAGAAGAAUAAGUGUAGGAUCUGCAGACUUAAACCCUUCUUCAAGAGGCUGAACAAACGGGUCCUGUCCAACAGAAUGUAGCACUGAUGUUGUUGCUCUUUCAAAGCCAGAAACUUUCAGUGC
Molecule: messenger RNA, 2583 nt
Organism: Clupea harengus (Atlantic herring)
Lineage: Eukaryota; Metazoa; Chordata; Actinopteri; Clupeiformes; Clupeidae
Gene: arsib
Product: arylsulfatase family, member Ib
Molecular function (GO): sulfuric ester hydrolase activity
Source: RefSeq, a predicted model, not a curated record